Messenger RNA from Syzygium oleosum, 624 nucleotides. RefSeq names its product disease resistance protein L6-like. The transcript has a single exon. Bases 1 to 624 code for a protein of 207 amino acids. The record is from RefSeq and is a predicted model, not a curated record. Gene Ontology annotation, biological process: signal transduction. NCBI's taxonomy places the organism in Eukaryota, Viridiplantae, Streptophyta, Magnoliopsida, Myrtales, Myrtaceae.
AUGCAUCGUCUCGUUAUUCGCAACUAUAUCGCAGCGCUUGUCGCUCCGAUCCUUCUCUCUGUGCUCGCGUACAAGCUUCUCGAUAAGAGGAGAGCAAGCGCACACAGAAAAGCGGAAGACCCGAACCCUGGGGCGCCUGCUCUGUUAAUCCUGCCAAUUCAAAGCCAUUACGACGUGUUCUUGAGCUUUAGAGGCACCGAUACUCGCCGAGCCUUCGCCGAUCUCCUCUACUGCUGCCUCGUCGAUGCCGGAGUCCAUGUCUUCAGAGACGAUGGUGAGCUCCGCCCAGGCGAGGACAUCGGCCUGGAAUUUGUGGAAGACAUUAAGAACAGUAAGAUUUUGAUCCCAAUUAUCUCCGCGAAUUACGCUGCCAGCAAAUGGUGCCUUGACGUACUAGUUCAAAUGAUGGAGUGCAAGAGACGGUUGUUGCCCAUAUUCUACAAAGUGGAACGCGCGGCUGUGCAGCAUCAAGUCGGUAGUUUUGGAGAGGCAUUUCGUUAUUAUUGUAACUGGAGGCGUUUCGACCAAAGGGUUGUGGAGGAAUGGAAGCAAGCGCUCGAAGAAGUCAGUCUCUUACAGGGAUGGGAAUCAGAGAAAGAUGCUGAUGGGUACUUCAUUCUUUAA